AUGUCGGAUCCCUCCACUCCGCAGCCUCUCUUUGGGGGCGGUCAACCACCAGCGGCAUCGUCGUCUGCAUUAACAGCAGCAGGCCCGUCCACAUCCCUCGUGCCCUUCACUACGAGUCGCACCCCACCCACUGGCUCGUCGGGCAACAACACCUACAUCAUGCCCAGCUCUCCAAUGAAGAAAGCCGCGUCGGACGGAUACAGGCCCAAGGUGACGCGCACUCUGGGCCAGCGUCCUGCAUGUCUCGUCAAUGCCUCUGUGACGUACUGUGGGAACAACCAGAUCUACGCCUUUGGCGGGUUCGACCAGUACACUGACGAAGUCUACAACCACGUUCUUCGGCUUGACAUCGUCAGCCAUCAAUGGAGUCUGGUGGAUAACUACGGAGACAUCCCGGGGGUGCGCAUGGGCCAUACCGCAAGCUUGUAUCAAGGCGACAAACUUCUUGUGUUCGGCGGCGAGAACGAGCACAGAACCUACCUUUCCGAUCUCAUCAUUUUCGACCUCAAGACCGCUCACUGGACACAACCCCAGGUGACUGGCCCCAUCCCGAAAGGCCGCGCACGUCACUCCGCCUUGCUACACGAAGACAAACUUUUUAUAAUCGGAGGAAUCACGGGUCAUGACAACUAUGUGUUGGACGACAUCUGCUACAUUGACCUCAAAACCUUUACUUGGUCCCGCGCCUGGCGUUUCGUCGGUCGUUUCGAUCACUCGGCUUAUAUCUGGGGCGACAGAAUUUGGGUAUUCGGUGGUCUGAGCGAAGAUAUGGACAAAGUCAGUGAUUUGUGGUGGCUUGACCUGAAAGGCAGUCCCGCAUUCGAGAGUGCGCCUCAGUUUGGAACUUACGAGCGGCCGGGGCUGGGCAGCCGUGGCGAAAGCUCUCCCAGGCCACCAUAUACGAUGGGCCAGUCCCCGAUCGUCGGUGCAUCUGGUUACGCAGCCAACUCUCGGACGCAGCAGGUCAACACUCCGUCUUUCCAGAUCAAGACUUACGCACCCAUGGCACCUGGCCUGAUACAUUCCCACAAGUUCAUAUCCGGCCCGAACGUACCUUCACAAGGACCCGGCAUCCACUUCCACGUCUACUCGUCUGGGAAUUUGCUUGAUUUCGUGACACCAGCUGCGACAAUCACUUCCAAGGAAUGCGCGUUGUACGCCCUUGAACUGGGAGAGCUUCGGUGGCAAAAAGUUGCGGAAGGCCGAGAAGUCUUCAAGUCUGGAUUCAGGUGGCAUUAUUGCACAAUGAACGAAGAUGGCACCAAAGCGUGGCUGUUGGGUUGCCCCACCGACGCUUCUGCCCUCGACGUUGCUGCGAACGGUUUUGAGGAGCAGCUGAGUGAUAUCAUGGAGAUUGACCUGCGCAGAUACGGCUUUCUCGGCAACAACCUGACGCCACAGCCGCGGACCGAACUUGCAGAACCCAUGGGAAGGACCCGUCGCGUGGACACACCCUCCAAGGGUCUGGGCGCAGACCUCGCAAAAGCGUUCAACAAACCCCCAGAGGCAGGGAGUGGCGCGGAUUUCAUCGUCACAGCCCUUUCUGGUGACCCAAACGAAGAAGACUUGCUAGGCUCUGCCUUGAUCCGGGCGACUGACGUGGCCGACGGUGACCAGACGUGGCUAUCGCCGGAUUCACCGACAUCACCACCUAUCCACGUGCAUCGUCUCAUUCUAUAUCUUCGCUGGCCGCACUUUGCACGCCUGUGGGACUCACACAUGGCCGAAUUUCACAACAAAAAGAUGCACAUUCCCGAGCCGUACACAGUGGUGAAGGCCUUUCUUUACUACCUAUAUACAGAUCGCAUCGAUGCUGCACCCGAGGACGAGGGCGUUGACGGGCCCAGUAGAGAUCUCGCGGACAUUGCCGGGCUGCUGGUGAUGUCCAACAUCUACAACAUCCCGCACUUACGUCUUCUCUGCGUCAACCGGCUCAGUCGUGAACUAGACGUCGACCAUGCUUGUAUAAUAUGGUACUGCGCGGGCCUUGCAGACGAGGAGUGGCUGCGCAAGCGGGCAGCAGGGUUCUGCUUGACACAUUGGGGUCGCAUAGUACGCACCACGGGUUUCCUGCGACUUCCUCGAACCGCGAUUGUAGAGCUCUCGCAAGAAAUCGACACGGAGGGCCGUGUGAUCGGCGGAGAGGAGCUCGACAUGUUCGAAGGCGGUGGCUCAUACAUGGAGAGGAGGAAAGAAAGCAUCUCUAGCAACGUGACACAGUCGCUGGAGGCCGAGGAACCAGACGACGACGAUGGUAUGGACAUGAACUAG
Molecule: messenger RNA, 2271 nt
Organism: Diaporthe citri
Lineage: Eukaryota; Fungi; Ascomycota; Sordariomycetes; Diaporthales; Diaporthaceae
Exons: 3
Coding region: 1-2271 (756 amino acids)
Molecular function (GO): protein binding
Source: RefSeq, a predicted model, not a curated record